Amaranthus tricolor (Joseph's coat) is the source of this 4237-nucleotide messenger RNA. RefSeq names its product disease resistance protein RGA2-like. The record is from RefSeq and is a predicted model, not a curated record. Bases 1037 to 4072 code for a protein of 1011 amino acids. Lineage: Eukaryota; Viridiplantae; Streptophyta; Magnoliopsida; Caryophyllales; Amaranthaceae. Gene Ontology annotation, biological process: defense response to other organism. The transcript is spliced from 2 exons. Gene Ontology annotation, molecular function: ADP binding; protein binding.
UUUACUUGUAAAUUUUUGAACAAAUUAUGAUUUUUGAGGGUGCUUCCGGUUCCGACUAAUAGGAGGGAAAAUGACAAGAAAAUGCUGGGCGCCGGUAGCCGCGCCGUUGGACUCAUCAAUCAGUUCGAGAUGAUGAUCUCUUCAAAAAAAAGUUCGAGAUGAUGAAGAUGAUGAUGGCACUGGACGAGCAGUCACUAGUACCGGCGAGGACGUGGUCGCUCGACCCGAAUCGAGUCAGAAGGUUUUUUCAAGUCUUUCAUUUUGUCGUAAAUUAAAUUCAGAUUCCAAUUCAUUUUGGAGAUUGGGCGAAGAUUACUCACUAAAUUGAAUGUUAAUGCAAGAGCGAAAAAGAAGUUAAUUUGUGAGUUCUUAAACAAUUAAUGAUUCAUAUAAAAAAAUGAUUAUAAACACUAGAAAAACGGUGUUUCAGAUGAAAAGUGUGGCUAGAGCUACGAAAUUUAGAGAACGUCGGCUUAUACAGUUAAUUAGUUUGGCAGAGAUAACUCAGAUUAGUAAAGAUGUCAAUAUUUAACCGGAAUAACUGAAAUCCAUUAUGUUGCAUAUGAAGUGCACACAAAACCCUAAUUGAUCCAAUAUAUGAUAUGGUACUUGAAAUACCCACAUACCCAAAUAUAAGAUGGGAGCAAAUAAUGGAAGGAAGGAAUAGGAUAAAAAAUAAAGGUAUAUCAAGAUGGGGUAUAUGAUGCAAGUGUGAAAACAAACUAAGAAAGUCUAUGAAAACCAAUGUAUUAAAAUCAACUAAUUUGCCUGUUGAUAUGUACAUCAACUUGGAAGAUACACAGAAGCUCACUUUUAGUUUCCAGUCAAUUCUUAGGAAAUUUCUGCAAGGACAUGUUAUUUUUUGGUACUUUAUAGGGUAUUGUGGAGUACUAAAAGACUUAAACAAAAGCCGAUCAUAUAUUCUUUGCUUAAUAGUUAAUUUUAAUCACCUCUGUUCUUUGAAUUUCAGCCAUAUCCAUACCAUUAGUCUAUACAGACUUCUGUUUCCCACCCAAAAAGAAAGAGAGCCAAAGAAAUGGCGGAAGCUAUUGCGGGUGAAGUUGUUUCUUUUAUUGCAGAGAAACUUGGUUCACGAGCAUACAAAGAAAUAAUGUUUUCAAAAGACCUCGAUUCUUGCAUCAAAAGGCUCAGUGAACUUAAAACUGUAGUUGAAGCUACCCUUCUUGAUGCAGACUCCACGGAGUCCUGCAGUAAUGCUCAACGAGACGUGCUCGAUAAGCUUAGCUGUGCACUUGCUGAAUUGGAUGAUUUCUUGGAUGAAAAGGCGGCUCGUGCCAGGCAGAAAGAUAUCAUGCAUGGAAACAAGCUCAUCAAAGAGGUACGAUUGUUCUUUUCGAAGUCAAACCAAGUUUUAUCUGCCUUAAAAGAUUCACACAAAUUCAAGGGUAUUAUGCAGAAAAUUGAAUGUAUUGCAAAAAAUUACUCCCAGUUUGGUACCAUUAUUUGCACGCCAACUGUAAACCAAACACAAAUGUUAAGCACUGAAACUGCUUGGUCUCAUGCCAUUACUGAUGUAGUCAUUGGUAGAGAUGGGGAUCGAGAUAAUGUCCUUAGAGAGCUCUUUGCUUCUGUCUCUUCAGAGACCCCUUCUGUUGUUUCCGUUGUUGGGAUAGGUGGAGUGGGGAAAACUACAUUGGCUCAGUAUGUGUACCAUCACGAGAGGCUUAAAAGCUAUUUUGAUGUAUGUUUUUGGGUUUCUACCACUCGAGAUUUUAAUGUCAAGGAGGUUCUACAGAAGAUACUAGCAUCUGUUAUGGAUGAAAAUCCCUUCGAAUGUGAGAUGGAUCAACUCUAUGAUCGUUUCCUACGUGCAAUAAGUGAAAAGAAGUUUUUGCUUGUUCUGGAUAACAUAUGGGAUCAAGAUGGCUUGAGGUUAAAGUGGCUACAACUUAAAAGAUUGUUAGCUUUUGGAGCCAAAGGCAGUAAGGUUCUUAUUACCACACGAUUUCAAACAGUUGCUGGUGUAAUGGACUCCAUUGGUUCUUACCCUCUGAAGGAUUUAACAGAAGAUGACUCUUGGCUUCUGUUUCAAAAGACUGCCUUUACACAUUGGCAAGAUCCAGGUGUGGAGGCAAUCGGGCAAGAGAUAGUAAGAAUGUGCCCAAAUGUUCCUCUUGUUAUACGGAGUAUAGGAGGCCUGUUAGCAGGAAAACAAACAAUUCAAGAAUGGCAAGCUUUUAGAGAUGAUCAGCUUGCAAAUUUCUCUUCCUAUGGACGUGACAUCAUGCAAACACUUAAAUUUAGUUACGAUCAACUGGAUUCGAGGAUCAAGCUUAGUGUUGCUUAUUGCUCCUUGUUCCCAAAGGGAUUUAUCUAUGAUAAAUAUGAAUUGAUUCGGCUUUGGAUAUCUUUGGGAUACAUUGAGCCACAAUAUAGGAAUCAAAGUUUAGAGGAAGCAGGGGAAGCUUACAUGCUCUGUUUGGUAAACUGCAACUUUUUUCAAGUAUAUUGGUCUGAUAGAGAUAAUUUAGGCUUGAGCUUUAAGGUUGAAUUGACAAUGCACGAUUUAAUGCAUGAUCUAAUCCUUUCAAUCGCGGGGUUCAAGCAUAAAAGAAUCGAUUCAACCACAGUUGACUUUGAUGAAAGAGUUCAUCAUGUAUCCUUCGGUGGUACAAUGUCAGAAAUAUGCAGGGAAGGAUUGUACGCUGAUUGUAUAAUACUAGAUUCUGAAGCAUCUUGGGAAAUCCCUUCCUCGCUAUUCAAACUCAAGCACCUAAAGUCCUUGCUGUUGACAAUGCCUCCGCAUUGUAAAUUGAUACUAGAAAAUUUAUCCACAAGUGAGAAAUAUAUUCAGAGAUUUUCAGGCUUGAGAGUACUAGACCUGCAUGAUCUAGGCAUUAAAAAGAUGCCACGAUGCGUAGGUGAGCUGCUAUGUUUGAGGUAUCUAAAUUUGUCAUGGAAUCCAAUUAUUAAACUCCCUGAUUCAAUCACUGGGUUAGUAAAUUUAUUAUCUCUUGACUUGUUUGGUUGUUACAAACUUCGAGAGUUGCCCCGAGAAAUGAGCAAGUUAACAAAGCUGAGAUAUCUCUUCAUCAAAAGGUGUGACGCAUUGAGUCAUAUGCCUAUGGGGUUCGGAAACAUGAGAGACCUUCAAAUCCUAGACACGUUCAUACUUAACGAGCAGAAGUCACCAAAAAGAUCGAAGGCCAAUGCCAUUGGUGGGUUAGCCGAGCUAAAUCACCUCAACAAUCUAACAAAAGGGUUGAAGAUAUCCAUGUCUACGAAGUUAAAAGAUGCUGUUUCUGAAGCUAAGGAUGCUAACUUGAAAAGUAAAGACAAGCUUACACGCUUGCAUUUAGAAUUCAAGGAUGGCAAAAAGAAUAAUGAUACCGCUGAGAUGGUGAUCGAACAUCUGCGACCAAAUACCAACUUGAGAGAACUUGUAAUUGAUGGUUACACAGGAAAUCGUUUACCAAGCUGGAUGAGAAAUGAACUCGACUUUUAUCUUCCAAAUCUUGUCUACCUUACAAUAUACAAUUGUCAAGGCUGCAAAAGCCUUUGCUCCUUCGGGAAGCUUCCUCGACUUACACAUUUGUACCUUUUGAGGUUAGACAAUUUGGAGUUCAUCGAGGAUAGCUCUAACGACAUGAGGGAUGCACUCCAUGCUCCUUUAUUCCCAUCUCUUGAAGUACUCUCCCUUGAGGGCUUACCGAAGUUAAAGGGAUGGUGGAGGAUUUUAAAUGGAAAAGACGAUUCAAAUGAUCUUGUUGAAUAUAAACCAGCAUUCCCUAAAUUAAAGGCUAUAUGUGUUGACAACAUGGAAAAGAUAGAUUUAUUGAAAAGGGAGUUCAAGCUACUGAUUAACCUGGACAGAUUAACACUGAGUAGAUGUGAAUAUUGCUUGAUGGGCCUUGUGGAUAGGCUAAAAGAGGCAACAGGAGAAGAUUGGCUUGAAAUGAGACAUAAUGCGGAUGUAUGUGUAUCAUCUACUUGCAGAAAAUUCAGAGAUUACAAUUCCUCAGACUCGGAAGGAAAGAAAACAAGAAGGGAAUAUGAAUGGAAGGGAGAUAGUAAAGGGAAACCCGUUAUUAGUUUUGGUCUCUAUGAUUGAGGAAUGUAAUGUAAACAUACUCUUGUAUUUGUGUUUACUAGCUAGUUGUUGGGACGCAUGCGUUUCCUCAACCUCAAGUAAUUCUAUCUACAUUAAAAUUGUAAUUUGAAUUGCAAUGUAAUUAUAUUAAUUUAUUCUUUAACUAAGUAGAGUUGAAGUUCUUCA